UGCUGAUCUUGGACCGACCUCGCCAUGGCGGCCAUAGCGGCCAUGGCGCUACGGCCAUCAACGCCAUCGCAGUUGUCGCCGCCGCACCACGGCCUCGCGGUCCAACGGGGUCCAGCCGCGAAGAGCAGAACCAGAGGUGCCAUGCUUCGUUUUGCCGCGGUUUUCUGUGGUAUCGUCUCGGCGCGCAGUUUUACGGCCACGAAGGCUGUAGGUACCGACCGUGCGAGCCGCACGGCCAGCACGGCCACUGAAGCCGGCGACGGGAGGAAGGUGCAGAUCAAGGCCGAGAAAGUGAAAGAAGUGAAGCUGCAAGACGCUGAGAUGAAGAUCAUGGAUGAUCUGAUGCGGAAAGAGGCCGUGAACAUCUUGGCUGCCGGGGCGGAACGGACUGAAGAGGUCAAGGGCGCUAAAGGCCUUUGGUAUGCUUACAUGAAGCCGACUCGCAUGGGCACUUGGAAGAAUCAGGCAAGAUUGAAAUGCAAGUUGGAGCUGGCUAAAUCUGGUGCGGUGAAUGUGGAGGUGGUGGAGAUCGAGGUGGGCUCUUGGGAUCGCGACUUGCAGAAGUUCAUCUAUGAAAAGUUUGCGGAGGAAAGUUUUUCGCUGAAUUGGAUGAACAGCUUGACCUGGAAAGAGAAGGGGAAUGACUUGUACCUGCUGCACACCUCCCGUGGGGACAUGGAAUUGCUGCUGCCCUGGUGGUUUCCACUGCCUGAUGCGGUGGUCAAAGCCACCUUCCAAGCCGGCAUUCGAUACAUGAUCUCCGAUGGCCAGGCCAAGAUUAGCGAAGCAGUGACCAAGAGAUACCAACAAGCCGCUGGUCGCCCCUCCACAUGAGGACACCCGCCGAACUUAUGCCACAAAUAGUGGUAUGCGCCCCAAGUCCGCAACAACUUUGGCCGAUGUUUUCCACUUAUGUUUCACAUCACCUUCAGCAAAGUCUGCUGAACGGGAUCUGGACGCUUGGUUUGGCUGGGCAAAA
Molecule: messenger RNA, 979 nt
Organism: Cladocopium goreaui
Lineage: Eukaryota; Dinophyceae; Suessiales; Symbiodiniaceae
Source: the annotation of a GenBank genome assembly